AUGGCUCCCUUUCUUAUGAACAACCAAAACACAGUCGGCGAGACACCACCGAACGCAGUACCAGAAAAUACAGCAGCGGCUGAAAUUCCGUGCGCUGCUCAAGUCACCCAUUCGGAUCAAGUUAAGGAUCAUGCUAUCGAUACAGAAUUCCUUAUUGUUGGCGCAGGGCCUGCGGGUGCAGCCUUAGCUUGCUUUCUUGGCUCUCAUGGGCUCAAGGGCAUCAUGAUCAGCAGUGCGCCAGGGACAGCGAACACCCCUCGCGCACAUAUUACCAACAUGGCAGCACUCGAAUGUCUACGAGAUAUCGGUCUAUAUGAGGAACUCCAAAAAUUGGGAUCUACGGGCGAAGAACAUAUGCAACACACCAGAUGGUGCCACAGUAUGGCAGGCGAAGAAUACGCGAGAAUUGAUUCCUGGGGUAAUGACCCGAGACGGAAGGGUGACUACGAACUGGCGAGUCCAUGUGAACCAUUUGACCUCCCACAGACAGUGAUGGAACCGGUUCUAGUCCGCCACGCAGCUUUGAAAGGCUUCAAAUGUCGUUUCCAUACGACACUUGUUUCGUUCGUCAAUGAAGAGAAGACUGGGUUGAUCACAGCAACCAUCCGCGAUGACAUCUCAAACCACGAAUACCAUAUCCGCACCAAGUAUCUGUUGGGGGCCGAUGGUGCCCGCAGCCAAGUGGUGAAGCAACUGAAUUUGCCUCUCGCAGUUUUGCCGGGACAAGGUAUCGCGAUCAACGUGCUUGUCAAGGCCGAUCUCUCCCAUCUUAUCAAGAAUCGAACGGGCAACCUCCAUUGGGUGAUGCAGCCAGAUCGCGAGCACCCUAACUUUGGCUGGAUGGGGAUCGUUCGCAUGGUCAAGCCUUGGAAUGAAUGGAUGUUCAUCUUAUUCCCAGAUCGCAGCUAUGACCGCUCUAAAGACAAGCCCUCUAUGGAGGAGUACCAGAAGAGGGUGCAAGAGUUUAUUGGCGAUGACACACCCGCCGAAAUUCUCGAUAUCUCAUCCUGGUUUAUCAAUGAGAUUGUUGCAGAGAAGUACUCGGAAGGUAACAUCUUCUGUCUCGGCGACGCUGUGCACCGUCAUCCCCCAUUGAACGGUCUGGGCUCAAAUACGUGCAUCCAAGACGCCUUCAACUUAGCCUGGAAGCUUGCCUAUGUCUGCAAGGGCCUCGCGUCCCCGUCGCUUCUAUCCACUUACUCCAGCGAGAGACAGCCUGUUGGUCAUUCGAUCAUCACCCGAGCAAACCAGGCGCUCCGCGAUCACUUGCACAUAUGGGAUGCGCUCGGGAUGCUGCCGACGGAUCUUUCUGAACGGAAGCAGAUAUUGGAGGCUUUAAAGAGUGCAACUCCACAAGGAUCAAAUCGCCGCCGUGCUUUGCGCGCGGCAAUCAAACAUACCUCUCAUGAAUUCAACGGGCUGGGAAUCGAAAUGAACCAACACUACGAGGGCCAAGGAAUCUAUAUGGCUGACGAAGCACAUCCUUAUGAGCAAUUUGGACGAGCAGUCGAGGACAAGAUACUGUAUCAUGAACCAAGUACAUAUCCUGGCUCACGUUUGCCGCAUGCUUGGCUCAAUAAGGCGACUCCGGAGGAGCCUAUCUCGACGAUUGAUCUUGCUGGCCAUGGCUCAUUUAUACUUUUGACUGGAAUUGGAGGUGGAGCGUGGAAGGAAGCGGCGGCAACAGUUGCCGAGAAGCUCAAUAUUCCAAUUCAAGCAUGCUCGAUUGGAUUCAGGCAAGACUGGGAGGAUGUGUACUUUGAGUGGGAAAAUGUCCGAGGUGUGGAAGAAUCAGGGGCUGUAUUGGUGCGACCGGAUCGAUUCGUUGCAUGGAGAGCACCAGAAACUUUGCAAGACUGUGAAGCCUGUGAAGGAAAGCUUCUCAUGGUUAUGAGAUCCAUUCUGGGAUUUGAAGACCUGUGA
Messenger RNA from Penicillium samsonianum, 1923 nucleotides. RefSeq names its product Monooxygenase FAD-binding. The transcript is spliced from 5 exons. The record is from RefSeq and is a predicted model, not a curated record. The coding region runs from base 1 to 1923 and encodes 640 amino acids. Gene Ontology annotation, molecular function: FAD binding. NCBI's taxonomy places the organism in Eukaryota, Fungi, Ascomycota, Eurotiomycetes, Eurotiales, Aspergillaceae.